AUGGAUACAACUACUUUUUCAUCACAAUACAGUUCUGAUGAAUAUGGACGUACACCACUACAAGCAUUAUUUCCAGAAAUUUCUUUACCUCGACCAGUUCGAUUUUGGCUUCUUCUUAUUCUUUUAAUACCAUCUAUACUUUGCACUCUCAUACUUCUCUAUUAUUUCAUCAGAGAUCGAAGUCUACGAAGUCCAUUGAAUAAUCAUGUUAUUAUUGUUCUUCUAAUCGUGAAUUUUCAUGGUCUAAUGAUUGGAUUUCCAAUACAACUCAAUUUUCUACACUUAGGACAUGUAUGGCCUCAAAUUCCUACUACAUGUCUUGCAUGGCAGUUUUCGGAUAUCGGUAUUUUUACUACAACGGGUAUUAUUAUGGCUUGGGCUUCAAUUGAACGGCAUAUCCUGAUAUUUCAUGAUCAAUGGGUAUCAAGUCGAAGAAAAUGUUUUCUAUUUCAUUAUCUACCUUUGGUUAUAAUCAUCGUCUAUGGCCUUAUUUUUUAUACUUAUGUUAUUUGCUUUCCACCUUGUCAACAGUUAUUUAUAUAUUCAAUUAAUUGGUGUACUACUCCAUGUUUUACGACAAUUCAAAGAAUUACAAUUAUUUUUCUGCUUGUUCGUGUUAUUCGACAAAAGAGAGAGUUAAAUCAACGUUUUGAAUGGCGUAAAUUACGAAAAACGGCUAUUCAACUUUUGUCAAUUUCAGCAUUAUUUUUUUUCCUUAUGUUGCCUACAGUAGUUAUUUCUCUUGCUGAAGGCACUGCCUGA
Rotaria sp. Silwood1 is the source of this 762-nucleotide messenger RNA. NCBI's taxonomy places the organism in Eukaryota, Metazoa, Rotifera, Eurotatoria, Philodinida, Philodinidae. The record is from the annotation of a GenBank genome assembly.